AUGCUAGAGCGAUUGCAAGAGGGUGUGUCCAGGUUAGACACAUCUAUAGCUCGCUCAUUCUUGGGGCAUCACUUCCGCCUCGAUGGGUCCGGACAUCCGUUAGAGCGCAAGGGGUCGCGGUUCUCGACGGAGAUCCGUGCGGGUCUCGUGACAUUUACUGCCAUGGCUUACAUAUUGGCUGUGAAUGCUAAUAUUCUGUCAAGUUCAGGGGGUCCCUGUGUUUGCAAUGCUGAAUCGUGUGAAACUGACCCCGCUUACCAACAGUGUAAGAACGAUAUACGUCGCGCAUACAUUGUGGCAACAGCGGCAGCUGGAUGCAUGUCCUCCGGACUAAUGGGUCUCAUUGCAAACAUGCCGCUAGGCCUGGCGCCAGGACUGGGCGCCAACGCCUAUUUUGCCAAUGUGGUGUUGUCGGGCCUCGUGAACUAUUCACAAGCAUUAGCUGUCGUUUGGCUCGAGGGAUGGAUCUUUGUCAUAAUCUCUCUGCUGGGUGUACGACAAUGGAUUUCCAGACUGCUGCCGACGUCGCUGAAACAUAGUACCGGUGCAGGGAUUGGCAUGUACCUUGCACUUAUUGGUCUUAGCUCGAGUGGAUUGAAUGUGGUAAGCCCUGGCACCUCGACGGUCCUUCAAUUCGCUGGGUGCUUGCCUCAGUACCAGGACGAAAACGGCAUAUGUGAAUCACAUGUGCUGCAAGAUCCUAAGAUGUGGGUCGGCAUAUUUCUGGGAGGGGUUCUCAUUACGUUUUUGAUAUUGUACCGUGUCCGAGGAGCGAUGAUAAUUGGGAUCCUGCUAGUGUCAGUUUCAUCCUGGCCUCGAGGCUCGGCUGUGACGCAGUUUCCCUACACGGACGAGGGCAAUAAUAACUGGAACUUUUUCAAGCAUGUCGCGACAUGGAGAAGCAUCGAUCCGAUUGGGCCCAAGAACAUCAAUUGGCAAGGAUACGACACAGGACACGCUUGGCUGGCGUUGAUUAUUUUCCUGUAUUUGGACUUGCUCGACACCACAGGCACAUUGUAUGCGAUGGCAACCCAUGCAGGGCUUGUUGAUGUUCGAACAGGAGACUUUGAGGGAAGCUCAACCGCGUACGUGUGUGAUGCACUAUCGAUUUCCAUGGGUAGUUUAUUGGGCUGCUCGCCAUGUACAGCGUUUGUCGAAAGCGCGUCAGGCAUCGCGGAAGGCGGACGCACAGGUAUCACAGGGUUGACCGUUUCUUUGAUGUUCUUUUUGAGUUUGUUUUUUGCACCCAUCUUUUCAUCUCUACCGCCAUGGGCCACCGGUAGUGUCUUGGUAAUUGUCGGUUCUAUGAUGAUGACAACGGCAGCUGAGGUGAACUGGGCGUACAUGGGGGAUGCUUUGCCUGCGUUCUUGACCAUGAUCGGCAUUCCGUUCUUCUAUAACAUCGGGUAUGGGCUUAUUGCUGGCAUUAUCUCAUACAUGGUCCUAAAUGUGAUACCCUGGUUGAUACUGAAAGCCACUCGAGGCAGGGUUGUUCCCGAGGGCUGGUACACGGAGCGCGAGCCGUGGGGUGUGGCCUCGACGGCGACGUUCCUGGAUAUAUCAGAUAAGCAACUUUCACGCACGCAGCGCUUCAUUGUGCAAAGCAGUAUUUUCCCUACGUGGCUUAAAAAACUAUCGAUUGGGCAAAAGUGCUUCUGGCGCAUGACGCCUGCGGAGAUCGAGGACCACCUGGAGGGUCGCCGCGUCACAGAGUUGUAUGUGAAGGAGCGCGAGCGGCGGCGUCGUGAAGAGCGCGAGCUGUUCCGCCAGCACCCGCCGCCGCCACGCGAGCCUGAGGAGACCAAACCCAUAUCGGUUAUGGGCGGGGUCGAGAAGUACGAGGUGUGA
This is a messenger RNA of Malassezia globosa CBS 7966, 1848 nucleotides long. RefSeq lists its product as uncharacterized. Gene Ontology annotation, biological process: transmembrane transport; adenine transport; guanine transport. The transcript has a single exon. Lineage: Eukaryota; Fungi; Basidiomycota; Malasseziomycetes; Malasseziales; Malasseziaceae. Bases 1 to 1848 code for a protein of 615 amino acids. Gene Ontology annotation, molecular function: purine nucleobase transmembrane transporter activity. The record is from RefSeq and is a predicted model, not a curated record. Gene Ontology annotation, cellular component: plasma membrane.